Numida meleagris (helmeted guineafowl) is the source of this 2171-nucleotide messenger RNA. Its product is annotated as ras-related protein Rab-18-B-like. Lineage: Eukaryota; Metazoa; Chordata; Aves; Galliformes; Numididae. Bases 72 to 809 code for a protein of 245 amino acids. The record is from RefSeq and is a predicted model, not a curated record. The transcript has 8 exons. Gene Ontology annotation, molecular function: GTP binding; GTPase activity.
CCGCCGCCCGAGGGGAGGAGCCCCGGCAGCUGCUGCUCCGGAGCGGGCGCUGCUUGGGCACCGCGUGGGACAUGGACGCCGCGGGCAUCACUGUGAAGCUGAUCCUGAUCGGAGACAGCGCCGUGGGGAAGUCCAGCCUCCUGCUGAGGUUCGCUGAGGGCACCUUCGAGCCGAGCCUGAAACCGACCAUCUGUGUUGAUUUUAAAGUGAAGAAGAUGGUGGUAGACGGCCACGUGGUGCAGCUUGCAAUAUGGGACACAGUGGGACAAGAGCGCUUCAGAUCACUGAAUCCCAGUUAUUACCGAGGAACUCAAGGGAUUGUUUUAGUGUAUGAUGUUACAAGAAAAGACACUUUCACGGGACUAGAGAGCUGGCUGAACGAGCUGGAAAUCUAUACCACCGAAAGCGACACUGUGAAGAUGUUAGUUGGCAAUAAAACUGAUAAGGUGGUGGGGAAGGACUCAGCUCUUAGCUUCAGAUGGCUAUGGAUCACACAUCUGUGUGGGGGUGCUGGCCUUAAACUGGCAGAUAUAGCUGACUUUAGUCCUGUUCUUCAUUCAUCCCUGCAGCCUGAUCGAGAAGUAGAGAGAAGAGAGGGACUUCAGUUUGCUAAGAAACGCUCGCUGCUUUUUAUAGAGACCAGUGCCAAAACAGAGGAUGGAGUGCAACAUGCCUUUGAGGAACUAGUGUUAAAGAUCCUGCAGACACCAAAUCUUCUGGAUAAAAGCACAAAGAAGCAGGGAGUCCAGCUAAAGGAACAGUCACAGCGGGAGAAAGGCUUGUGUGCUGCAUUCUGUCCACUUUCUUAAAUCUGCAGGUGCCUGUUCUGUCCAAACUGAGUGGAAUUCAGAAGGAUGCACUAAGGGAUUUCAGGAGCUAGUCCGUGCCUUGUUUGACCUGCCAUGAUAGUGUAGAUUUGAAAAUCAAACUGAUGAACAAAAGACACUUUUAUGCAUGAGCAAAGCACAAUUUCUUUCUGUUACGCACAGCUGAUAUCUCCAGAUAUCAACUCAAUGCUUUUUCUGAUCACUCAGGUUAGUUACUAGUAAAUCAUGCUGCUUCUUACAAUAUGCUUUUGGCAUUCAACAUGUACUUUUUUCUAAAACUCCUGCCUUGGCAUAGAAGUAAGUGUAUUCCAUUUUGGAAUAUUGCUGUAAAGCUUCUCUUCCCCCAGAGGGGCACUGGGGGUCUGUCAGGCAGCCAGCUUCCCUUGAAUGCAGUUACUGCUCAGAGUCACCCUACACAGUGACACUACCACUCUAUUUCAGAUGGUUGUAAGCAGACAGAAUGGCUGCGUGUCCCCACACAGCGAGCUGAGUUGCUACUACAUUUUAGGGUUGUAGUGAAUGGUCGUGUUCAGUAACAUUCUGUGCACUGUAGGUUGUCCCUUGCUGCUCUUAACUGCUUUGUGCUGAGGAGCAGUGGUGCUUUGGAGUCAUCAUUUUGGGCCAGCUGACAGUGUGGGUACCUCCUGCAGUUAGCAGAAUUCCCUGCAAACCUGUGUUACUGCCCUCAUUCAGCAAUUGCAGGGCUAAAGGUAGAUUCAGUAUAAAACGUGCUGGUGAUAGGAGGUUGUGCACCAACAAGAGUAUGUCCACUGCCAAUCCCAUUGCGAAGUUCUACCAGAUAGCUGCCUCUUUUUACCUUCUCUCUGCUCCAAAACUCACUGCCUCUUCUUGAAAACAAGCUUUGAGUUAUGGAAGAUGCUAGCCUGGAUUCUGGCCUUGGCAGCAAUAGUGCUAGGAAAGCUUUGUUGGGAGCCUGCAACACUGCAAAAGUACUAAAAACUUAGGGACGUGAAAAGUGUUUGAAAUGAAAGCUGGAGUGGUUGGAAAUUAAUGACAAAUCCAAAGAUAUUCUGUCAUUACAGGACGUUGUCACGGUGGAACAGAAAGGUUUGCCUUUCUUAGGAUGCGUAUUUUGAUUUGUUGCUAUCAAGUUAAGUUAAUUUAAAUUAUUAGCAUGGGGCUUUCCUGAGGGGACCCCAGGGAUUUGUCAUUAAUGCUGCUGUACCACAGCUGAACACAAGGUGUGUGAACUUCAGCUUUCCUCUGCAACUAUUGCAGCUUGUUCUCUACCAAAUGCUCUGUGGAGCUGUUUUCAUCUGUGAGAAGCACGCACGUGAAAUUGUCACCAGAGUAAGAGAAUAAAGUGCCUUUAUGGAGUUUUUA